AUGACUGACAUAGUGGAUAAUCCUGUCAUUCAGAAUGCCCAAUUGUUGGUACCUAAACCACUACUUUUUAGACCUUAUGUAUGGCCAUUUACCAUCAUAUACCCUAUAUGUUUGCAGAUUUAUUUAAAUCAUUAUGAUACUUAUAUUGUGGGAAAGGAAUGGACAUUUGUAUAUCUGAUAACUGUGAUCUCAUUGAACUUAUUGUUCUGGUUGAUGCCUCAUUGGAAUAUCAAUAUCAAUUCAUCAUUUAAUUAUUCAUCUGUAAAGACUAUUGAAGAAGCAUCUUAUGUUAAGAUCACUCCUGCCCCAAAUUCUGGUGUAGGUGAAAUUUGUAAGAUUAUUAGAGAGACAUUUCAUGACGGUGAACGUCAAGUUAGCUUUUUAUAUCAAAAAAGAAGACAUUUAUUCCAUAAAUCAACUAACAAGUUCUCGCCACCUCAAUUUAAAUUCGAUGAAUUACCUAAAUUAGAAUAUUUCCAAACCUCUAAAGGUUUACUGGGAGAUUUAGAAAAAUAUUCUCGUAAUUAUGGUGAAAAUAGAUUUGAUAUUCCUAUUCCUAGUUUUAUGGAAUUGUUUAAAGAACAUGCUGUAGCUCCAUUCUUUGUAUUUCAAAUCUUUUGUGUAGCACUUUGGUGUAUGGAUGAACAAUGGUAUUAUUCUUUAUUCUCAUUAUUCAUGUUGGUAUCUUUUGAAAUGACAACUGUUUUCCAAAGAAGAACCACUAUGAAUGAAUUCCAAUCAAUGGGUAUUAAACCAUAUGAUAUUUAUGUGUUUAGAGAUAAUAAAUGGAAACAAUUGACUACCACUCAAUUAUUACCAGGUGAUUUAGUUUCAGUAACUAGAACUCAUGAUGAUAGUGCUCUUCCAUGUGAUUUAUUAUUACUUGAUGGAACUGCCAUUGUUAAUGAAGCUAUGUUAUCUGGUGAAUCAACUCCAUUAUUAAAGGAAUCGAUUAAAUUAAGACCAUCUGAUGAUAAUUUACAACCAGAAGGAUUUGAUAAAAAUUCUAUUUUACAUGGUGGUACUUCUGCUUUACAAGUUACUAAACCAGAAAAUCCAAUUAUUCCAAAUGCUCCUGAUAAUGGAGCUUUAGCUUAUGUUAUUAAAACUGGUUUUGAAACUUCUCAAGGUUCAUUAGUUAGAAUGAUGAUUUUCUCUAGUGAACGAGUUUCUGUUGGAAAUAAAGAAGCCUUUUUAUUUAUUUUAUUCUUAUUACAAUUUGCUAUUGCUGCUUCUUGGUAUGUUUGGGUUGAAGGAACUAAAAUGGGUAGAGUUCAAGCUAAAUUGAUUUUGGAUUGUAUUAUCAUUAUUACUUCUGUUGUUCCACCUGAAUUACCUAUGGAAUUAACUAUGGCUGUUAAUUCAUCAUUAGCUGCUUUACAAAAAUUCUAUGUUUAUUGUACUGAACCAUUUAGAAUCCCAUUGGCUGGUAGAAUUGAUGUUUGUUGUUUUGAUAAGACUGGUACUUUAACUGCUGAAGAUUUAGUAUUUGAAGGUUUAGCUGGGUUUAAACCUGAUGAAAUUCAUCAUUUAUUCAAAUGUGAAGAAGCUCCAGAAACCACUUCUUAUGUGUUAGGUUCUGCUCAUGCUUUAGUUCAAUUAGAUGAUGGUGAUGUUGUAGGUGAUCCAAUGGAACAAGCUACUUUACAUGCUGCUCAUUGGGCUGUUGGAAAGAAUGAUACUGUAGAAAGAACUGCUCCUAAUGGUAAAGUGGAAAAGAUUAAAAUCUUACGUCGUUUCCAAUUUUCUUCAGCUUUAAAAAGAUCCCUGGCUAUUUCUUCUAUUAAUGCUAUUCCAAAUAAGAAUUUUGUUGCUGCUAAAGGUGCUCCAGAAACUAUUCGUAAUAUGAUUAUUGAUGCUCCAGAAAACUAUGAACAAAUCUAUAAAUCAUUUACUAGAGCUGGAUCUCGUGUUUUAGCUUUAGCUUAUAAAUAUUUAGAUCAUGGAGUUAAUGUUACUAAGAUUAAACGUGAAGAUGUUGAAUCAAAGUUACAUUUUGCUGGAUUUAUUGUUUUCCAUUGUCCGUUGAAAGAUGAUGCGGUUGAAACCAUUCAAAUGUUGAAUGAAUCAUCGCAUAGAUGUGUUAUGAUUACUGGUGAUAAUCCUUUAACUGCUUGUCAUGUUGCUAAAGAAGUAGCUAUUACUACUAAGAGUGAUACUUUAAUAUUAGAUGCUCCAGAAGAACAUCAUCAAAUCGGUGAAGAUGAUGAUUUAGUUUGGAGAAACAUUGAAGAAACUGUGGUUAUUCCAUUCAAAUCAUCUAAUUCUAUUGAUAUUGGAUUAUUUAAGAAAUAUGAUGUUUGUAUUACUGGUUAUGCUUUAAAUUACUUGGCUGAUCAUCAUCAAAUUCUCGAUUUGUUAAAGCACACUUGGGUUUAUGCUAGAGUUUCUCCUAAUCAAAAGGAAUUUAUCUUAACUUCUUUGAAAGAAGCUGGUUAUAAUACUUUAAUGUGCGGUGACGGUACUAAUGAUGUAGGAGCUUUAAAACAAGCUCAUAUUGGUAUUGCCUUAUUGAAUGGUACUGAAGAAGGUUUAAAGAAGAUUGCUGAAAAUAGAAAGAAUGAAACUCUUCAAAAAGUAUAUGAAAAGCAAGUUCAACUUUUCUCUAAUUGGGGAAAACCACCUCCACCAGUUCCUGUUGCUAUUGCUCAUUUAUAUCCUCCUGGUCCUUCAAAUCCUAAGUAUUUAGAAGCUAUGGAAAAGAAAGGUGUUACUAUUACUGAUGAAAUGAGAAAGGCUGUUGUUGCUGCCAAUAGAGCUGGUAUUCUUCCUGUAAAACCAAAGGAUGCUGGUGCAAAUGCUAAGGGUAAUGCUGGAAUUGCUGAUGCUUUAUUAGGAGCUUUGAAUGAAGCUGAAGGAGAAGAUGAAGCACCAGUAUUGAAAUUAGGUGAUGCAUCAGUAGCUGCUCCAUUUACAUCCAAAUUAGCUAAUGUUUCUGCUGUAACUCAUAUUAUUCGUCAAGGUCGUUGUGCAUUAGUAUCCACCAUUCAAAUGUAUAAGAUCUUAGCCUUGAAUUGUUUAAUUUCUGCUUAUUCUCUUUCCGUUUUAUAUUUAGCUGGUAUUAAAUUUGGUGAUGCUCAAGCUACUAUUUCCGGAAUCUUAUUAUCAGUAUGUUUCUUAUCUAUUAGUAGAGGUAAACCUAUUGAAAAAUUAUCUAAGGAAAGACCUCAAGAUGGAAUUUUUAAUACUUAUAUUAUGGGAUCUAUCUUGGGACAAUUUGCUAUUCAUAUUAUCACUUUAGUUUAUAUUACAAGAGAAAUCUAUAUCUUAGAACCAAGAGAACCUCAAAUUGAUUUGGAAAAGGAAUUUGUACCUUCAUUAUUGAAUACUGCUAUGUUCUUAUUACAAUUAGCUCAACAAGUAUCUACUUUUGCUGUUAAUUAUACUGGAUUACCAUUUAAGGAAAGUAUCACUUCUAAUAAAGGUAUGUACUAUGGAUUAUUAGGAGUUGCAGCCUUAGCCCUUUCUGGAUCUACUGAAUUCAUGCCAGAAAUUAAUGAAGCCAUGCAAUUCGUACCUAUGAGUUAUGACUUUAAGUUUAAGUUAACUGGUUGUAUCUUACUCGACUUGGGUGCUACAUGGAUCAUUGAAGUUGUAUUGAAGCAUUUCUUUAUGAAUUCUGCUGCAGCCGAUAUCGCUGUCAGAGAUGAUGAUGAACAAGGAGUUACAGCUCCAUUAGAUACCAUAAAAAUACGACUACAAUUACAACAGAAAGUAUAUAAAGAAAGUCAAGGAGUUAUUCGAAUAACUUCUGAUCUAAUUCGAAAUGAAGGAGUGGUAGGACUCUGGAAGGGUAAUGUACCUGCAGAGAUAUUGUAUAUAUUAUAUGGAGGAGUUCAAUUCACAUCAUAUUCUAUGAUCUCUAAGGCCUUGAGUGAAAUAGAAAAUGCAAAUAAUGUUAAUCUUAGUGCCUCGAGUCAUUCAUUAGUAGUGGGAUUUGGUGCUGGUAUUGCCAGUACGUUUGUAACAUAUCCAUUUGAUUUAUUAAGAACUCGACUUGCUGCGAAUUCUAAUAAACAACUAUUAUCUAUGACAUCUACUUUCAAACAGAUAUGGAAAGAAGAAGGAAUACGAGGCUGUUUUACUGGAAUUAAACCAGCUACAUUAUCAGUAGCUUCUACUACAGCAGUAAUGUUUUGGUCAUAUGAAGCAUCACGAGAGUUUGCUCGGAAAUUUAAUGAAAUCCCCUUCUUAGAAGGUAUUUGUGGAUUCAUAGCAGGAGCAACUUCAAAGGGUGUUACAUUCCCUUUGGAUACAUUACGAAAGAGAACACAAAUGUAUACGAUAUUAUAUGGACUGAAGCCAAUAAGUGCCUUCAAGUUAUUCUUUAAAAUACUCGGGAAUGAAGGUAUUUAUGGACUUUAUAAGGGAUUUGGAAUAAGUCUAUUGAAGACAGCUCCUACAAGUGCUGUUACUUUAUUUGUAUAUGAAUAUUCUCUUAACUAUAUUACAUCUCUUAACAAACGUGUAUAUUAG
Molecule: messenger RNA, 4476 nt
Organism: Scheffersomyces amazonensis
Lineage: Eukaryota; Fungi; Ascomycota; Pichiomycetes; Serinales; Debaryomycetaceae
Gene: SPF1
Product: ion-transporting P-type ATPase
Exons: 2
Coding region: 1-4476 (1491 amino acids)
Biological process (GO): intracellular calcium ion homeostasis; transmembrane transport
Cellular component (GO): endoplasmic reticulum membrane
Molecular function (GO): ATP binding; ATPase-coupled monoatomic cation transmembrane transporter activity; P-type ion transporter activity
Source: RefSeq, a predicted model, not a curated record